Molecule: messenger RNA, 1819 nt
Organism: Daldinia caldariorum
Lineage: Eukaryota; Fungi; Ascomycota; Sordariomycetes; Xylariales; Hypoxylaceae
Exons: 4
Biological process (GO): mRNA processing
Cellular component (GO): nucleus; commitment complex; U2AF complex
Molecular function (GO): poly-pyrimidine tract binding; pre-mRNA 3'-splice site binding
Source: RefSeq, a predicted model, not a curated record
GCUCCACUGUCAACAGCUUCAUCCUACCGCCGUGCAAGUACAGCUUGAUAUUUCUUUUUUCAUUUCACCUACUUUAUUCUGUUUACCAUUUUCAUUUCCAUUCUAGUCUGAUAACUGUUUUAUCUCCUACCUACCCAUCUUGCAUCAGAUACCUGCAUAAGGGAUCAAGCAGAUACCAUGAACGGCGACAGUUAUUCUUCUCGAGACGGCCGUCAUGGUUCAUCUCGGGAUUAUCCUCCCCGCGAAGACCGCCGAGACCGAGGUGAUCGACGAGACCGACGACGGAGUAGAUCGCCUCGUCGGCCGCACCGUGAUGCUAGGGAUGAAGAUGCAUAUGCUUCUAGCCGAAGUCAUCGAGACCGUGAGCGCGAAGAUCGAUAUGGAGGUGGCCGAGAUCGUAGGGAUAGGGAAUGGGAUCGCGACCGUGGUUCGCGGAGAGAUACUCGUCGCGAGGACACCGGACGACCUCCUCGACGCGACCGCGACUUAUUCGAUGAUAGGCGCGGCGGUGGCGAUAGACGGGAUCGCGAAAGGAUGGACAGAAUGCGAGAUGAAGACCUUUUCGCUCAGAAUCGACGAGGGCGCAGUCCGACACCGCCCCCAAAGAAGCGAGAGCCUACACCAGACCUGACCGACGUUGUCCCCGUUUUAGAACGCAAGCGACGUAUGACACAAUGGGAUAUCAAGCCUCCCGGCUACGAGAAUGUCACUGCUGAACAAGCUAAGCUUUCAGGCAUGUUCCCUCUUCCUGGAGCGCCGAGGCAGCAGCCCAUGGACCCUACAAAGCUACAGGCUUUCAUGAGCCAGCCAGGCGGAACAGUGAACAGCGCGGCCUUGAAGCCGGGAAAUUCCCGACAGAGCAAGAGACUUAUUGUGUACAACAUUCCCCCGGGGUCGACGGAAGAGAGUCUUAUGGGUUUCUUCAAUCUUCAGUUAAAUGGCCUCAACGUGACUGAGAGUACCGAUCCCUGCGUCCUAUGUCAAAUAUCCAAGGAUCAGUCUUUCGCCCUCCUCGAAUUCAGACAUGCUUCCGAGGCUACAGUUGCUCUUGCCCUUGACGGUAUCUCUAUGGAUGCCGAGGAUGCCGCGGACGGCGCGGCCAAUGGGAGCGGGCAGGGCUUAAAAAUACAACGGCCGAAGGACUAUAUUGUGCCUGCUGUUGUCGAGGAGACCCCGUAUAAGCCUGGCGUCGUUUCUAAUGUUGUCAUCGAUACCCCAAACAAGAUCAGCAUUGCAAACUUGCCGCCUUAUCUUAGCGAAGAUCAGGUUAUGGAGCUUUUGACCUCAUUCGGCGAACUUAAGGCGUUAACCUUGGUUAAGGAUACAGGAACCGAAGAAUCUCGCGGUAUUGCAUUCUGUGAAUUUGUGGACCCCGCUGCUACGGAUAUUGCCAUCCAGGGCCUCAACGGCAUGCUUAUCGGCGACAAGAAUCUCAAAGUGAAGAAGGCUAGCGUUGGAAUUACCCAAGUAGCGGGUGUUGAGAUGGGCGUUAAUGCCAUGUCUAUGUUGGCAGGUACUACUGCUAGUGACUCGGAAGAGUCACGGGUGUUGCAGCUGCUCAACAUGGUGACACCAGAGGAGUUGAUGGACAACGAUGAUUACCAAGAAAUAUGCGAGGAUGUCCAAGAAGAAUGCUCCAAAUUUGGCCAAGUACUGGAUAUCAAAGUACCGCGACCCACAGGUGGUAGCAGACAAUCUGCGGGAGUUGGGAAAAUCUUUGUUAAAUAUGAUACGACUGAGUCAGCAAAGAACGCUCUUCGAGCCCUUGCGGGCCGGAAAUUCGCUGAUCGUACGGUGGUAACAACAUAUUUCCCGGAGG